UCCUUUACCGUUCAACGGUCCCAACAUGCGAUGUUUUCUCUGCUACAAGGCUUCGCCGAUUAAAGCCUAGGAACGGACUUGGGAAUGGUCGAGUCUUGAUGCCCCAUAUAGGCUGUCGAUCAAGAUGACGGCAAGUGCUGGCUCUAGGCCGACCCCAUCAUCCGUGAUGGGCAUCCUCCCGCCCGCCGACUAUGCGUCAUCUACAACUCUGAAUGGCCUGGCUGGGCAACGGCUAUUCAAGAAACACAAGGUUCUUCCACAUCCAAGUAAAGGGAAGCCUGUUGGCGUGAAUGGUUCGCCCCGCUCUGUGGCGCCAGUGUAUGGUUUGGAGAUCGAUACCUCUCCGAAGAGCUCCGGCUCACAGGCGUCGAUCCCUACUCUGAAGCAUCAGUCGAGGAAAACCGUGGGAGGACCAGACCUCCCUCCAACUCCACCGGUCCAUUCCCGGAACCCAUCGUCGAGCCACUCCACCCUCCCUUCGAGUCCGACUUACGUUGCAAGUCCCAUUCAGAACACCGAGCGCGUUCAAGCAACUAGCCCGGUGACACCAACCGACCAACGAACCCCGCCCACGCCGAACCUCACCCCCGAGAGGACUCCGCCGGGCCCUGCAGAUCGGCGUCCAAAGCUGCGACCCCCGAUUUACGACCGUAUGCCGUCGAAGACGACGACUGACUCGAGAACAGAAUCUUUCAGGACAGCUCCGGAGAACCCAUAUUCAUCUGAGGACGAAGACGAAAAGUCCACCAUACGCCCAAAGCCGCCGUCUGCUCGUACGUCACAGAACACUGUUCGGCAGGUAGAUGUGGAGGCGGAGUCUGGUCCGCAAACUGUGGGCUUGGGUCUUGGUCCUGAGUCGGGUGCUGAAGAUGAUUUGACUCCAAGGACCAGGCGGGAAUUCGCAAGUUUUGAUGGAGGGUGGGCUUCGGGGAGCGAGGUCGAACAGGAAUGGGACGAUAAUCUUAUGAGGAAUGUGACUGUGAAGAAGCGAAAACCUGGAAUGAACGGGAGCAAGCAAGAAGUCGUCGAAAAUGUUACAGUCGCCCAAACAAAUGCCACGAAGGCCUUACGAUCCAUAUCACUACAGGAAAGCCCGCUCGUCUAUCCGUCGCGCCGCGUCGUAUCGGAUCGAGUCAAACCGUCGACCGCCUCGUCAGUCUCCGAGUCCUCAACCAACAUGGACCACCGCAGGUUCUCUGGCGUUUCCACAAGAUCGACUGUUUCGACAGUCGUGGAGGCGAUCUUGGUCGAUGCACCACCCCAACGCCGUAAAACCUUGAGGCAUGUGAAAAAGAAGGCUGUGUUACGGGAUUCCGGGCUAGACCUGUCCUCGACAGGCUCAUUCCCGACUUCGCUACCGUCAGACGAUCCGAGGAAUCAAGAGCGACCGAGUGGUCAGGCUGGGCGUGAACGAACCGCUUCUACCGCAACCUUCAACUCGAUAUCUAGUCGUAAAGCGCGCCGAGAGAUAUACAAGAAUGGAGCCAUCCCCGUCAUCGUCAUCCCGGGUCGAAGCUCAUCGGUCAAGUCGAAUAGCAAAGAACCUUCUCUUCGAUCGACAAGCAGUAGGAGGUCCAAACGAAGCCAGAGUUUGAGCUCCACGCCUAUUCCCCUAUCGUCGAAGGGCACGACUCCACACUUCGAGAGACCGACGCGGCGUAGUAGGACGCUGUCUGGGUCGGACGGAUCUCGCCCCGGCGAUCAGCGCACAAUCGAUUAUCCUCCUGUUGUGCCUGCUCGCUCUUCCUCAUUGUCAGCGCCCACGAGCCGGAACACUUCUCGAGCAGGGUCUCUCACUGCGCAAAGCCUGGAAGCUCACAACGCCUUUCAAGCCCAACAAACUCGCAAGGCCCUGCAAUCGCUUUCUCCGAAGGACCCCACAGAACCACAAGCUUCUGAGAGAGCAGCAGCAAGACGACAACCUCUGCAUACAAACCCUGGGCUGGUGGAGCAAAAGCAUGCAUCCUCAGAGAUCGCGAUACGGCUCAUCCCAUCUUUCGAAUCCAACAAGUCUGGCAAGGAAUCUCAUAGCCACGGAGCACAUGAGGACGGAUACGGUGAUCCUUUCUAUGGGAGACGGCUGUCAGUUCAGAAGACGCCGUUCUCGCUGGCUUCACUUGAAACGACAGUGACUUCCCACGCCGAAGUAUCCGAGGCGUUGGCCGUGAAUAUCUAUCCGCACCAGAACAAGUCUGUUCUUGUGGUCAACCAUUCCAACAAGCCUUCCGAGAGCUCGUCCCUAGAGCAACCACAGACAACGCCGGAGCAAGAAUCCCCCAUAAUUAAGUCGACGGAGCCUGGCGUCACCGGACCCGUCACGCCUCCACAGCCAACAUUCUCCAUGGAUGAUGUCGAUUCUCCCCUCCGGAAUCCCCGAGCGCCACCCGAACCGCCCGAGCUACCCAAGCCACCCGUCAUUACAUUUAUCCCCGCGACACCAUCAGGCCUUACCCCAGCCCAGGAGAAACAGGAGCGUCUCGGAAAUUACUUUGAGGAGGCACCUCAGGAACCUCAGCGGCCAAUCUCCCUACUGCGGAGGACUUUCAGCCUGCGACGACAUUCGGAGUAUGGCCCCUCAGCUUCACGCAAUCCAGGCCUUCUGACUCGAACUUUCUCAUUGUCGAGAAAUGUCAAGAAGCAGCGGCCUGAAAAUGGGACCGCCAGGGGCGGCAGAAAACCGGCAUCGUCAGCAUAUCCAACUGAGGAUGAUGAGCCGGCAGAUGAGAAUAGACUGCACCCAUUCUGGCGGCCUGCACAUUUCGACUACCCAAGAGACGAGAAUGACUGGGUUUAUGAUGUUUCUGAUGAGGAGAUGGUGAGAUUCCCACCGGUUGAUAAUCGCCCAGCGCCUCGGCGUAGCCUCAGCGCUCGCAUGAAGCGCACAUUCGCCAUUCUACCGAUCCGUGAUGAAUACGAUGACCACUAUGCUCCAGUCGAAUCUGGUGUGACAGCACAACGGUCCAUUCGACGCACGGCCAGCGGGAGUCUCCGCGUGGUAAAACAGCGACGCAGCCUGGAUUCUCUUCGUCGCCAAGCGCGGGCUCUCGAUGAACGGCCAUAUACCGCCCCCGACCAAGAGACGAGAAGUCGUGGCCCCCGAUUCUGGCGAUCGAACAGUCUUUCUAGGCGCUAUCCAAAAGGCGGGGCCGAUGCUGCAAUAUUCCCAAAUUUUCUUCCAGGACUGGGCAGCAAGAUUGACAAGUACGGCUUCCACAACCUUCCUCGCAGGAUCAGCGAGCGGCAACGGGAGAAGAGGAGCAGAGAAUUGCGGCUGAAGAUCAGCGGGCCCCGCGAGGUUAGAGAUGGUGUGGGAGACGUGAUCAGGAGGAGUAGCUGGCGGGAUGCUUUCAAUCAGUCACGACAUGUUUGACACUUA
This is a messenger RNA of Phialemonium atrogriseum, 3376 nucleotides long. RefSeq lists its product as uncharacterized. Bases 125 to 3370 code for a protein of 1081 amino acids. The record is from RefSeq and is a predicted model, not a curated record. Lineage: Eukaryota; Fungi; Ascomycota; Sordariomycetes; Cephalothecales; Cephalothecaceae. The transcript has a single exon.